Messenger RNA from Cinclus cinclus, 1473 nucleotides. Its product is annotated as solute carrier family 2, facilitated glucose transporter member 11-like. Gene Ontology annotation, molecular function: hexose transmembrane transporter activity. Gene Ontology annotation, biological process: monosaccharide transmembrane transport. The coding region runs from base 1 to 1473 and encodes 490 amino acids. The record is from RefSeq and is a predicted model, not a curated record. The transcript has 11 exons. Gene Ontology annotation, cellular component: membrane. NCBI's taxonomy places the organism in Eukaryota, Metazoa, Chordata, Aves, Passeriformes, Cinclidae.
AUGAGCUACAACCUUUUUCUCCUGGCUUUUGUCCUGGGCAUUACUGGAGCUUUCCACUAUGGAUUGCAGGUCUCCAUUAUCAAUUCUCCUGCUGAGUACAUCCAAAGUUUCAUCCGUGAGACCUGGCUGAAGAGAUAUGGCUCCUCUCCCAGUGCAGAGAUGAUCACUUUGAUGUGGUCCUUUAUUGUGUCCAUUUACAGCAUCGGUGGGCUUCUGGGCUCCUCAUCUGCUGGGUACUUGUCUGUUAGGUUUGGAAGGAAGAAGGCCCUGCUGCUUGCCAACAUCCCUGCUCUGCUGGGUGCAGCUCUGAUGGGACUCAGCCGGCUGUGUGGAUCUUUUGAGAUGAUCAUGGCUGGAAGGUUAUUUUCUGGAGUCUGUGGAGGUUUAGCUCAGAACGUCCAUAUCAUGUAUGCUGGGGAAUGUGCUCCACGGAAGCUCCGAGGGCUGGUCGCCAUUACAGCUUCUACCUCCAUUGCUGCUGGGAAAUUUAUAGGAUUUGCUCUGGGUCUCAGAGAAGUUCUUGGAGUGGAGGCUCUCUGGCCAAUUCUCCUGGCAGCCAAUGCAGUCCCUGCCCUUGUUCAGCUUCUCACCCUCCCCUUCUUCCCAGACUCUCCUCGCUACCUGCUCAUUGACCAAAAGGACAAGGAAGGAUGCAUCAAAGCUGUGAAGCAGCUCUGGGGAGAUGGGGACCACAUGGCUGAAAUAGAUGACAUGAUGUCAGAGCAGAAAGCCAUCCGUGGGGAGAAGGCCAAGAGUGUUUGGGACCUGCUGCGGGACAGGGCAGUGCGCUGGCAGCUCAUCACUCUGUUCCUCGUGGUCUCCUGCAUGCAGCUCAUCGGGGCCAACGUGGUUUACUCUUAUGCAUACAGUAUCUUUACAAAGGCUGGAAUCCCCCCUUCACAAACCCAUUAUGUCUCCCUGGGAGUAGGGACUGCUGAGAUCCUCUCCACAGUUCUGUGUGGCUUCCUCAUUGAGCGUGCAGGGAGGAAGACACUGCUGUGGAAAAACUACACGGUGAUGGCCUUGGCUCUAGGGCUCCUCACAGUCACGCUCUCACUGCAGGACUCCUUUUUCUGGGUACCAUACUGCUCUGUUGCACUUGUCUUUAUUUUCAUCAUGAGCUUUGGCAUUGGGCCAGGUGGAGUAGUAUGCCCCUUGAUCACAGAAAUAUUUAUUCAGUCAUACAGACCAACUGCUUAUGUUUUUAAUGGUGUUACAAACUGGAUCCAACUCUUUGUCCUUGGACUUGUGUUCCCUUUCAUUGUGGAAGGUCUUGGUAAUUUCUGUUUCAUCAUUUUCCUGACAUACUGCCUGUCCAUGGCUAUUUUUGUACUCCUGGUGCUGCCAGAGACCAAAGGAAAGAGCAUGCUGCAGGUCAUGGAGGAGUUCAACCACCUGAACUACCGUGGAAAGAAGGGGCAGGCAGCCCUACAGCAGAGUAACUGCUCAGUGGUGGCUGUUACUAGGCUUUAA